This is a messenger RNA of Rubroshorea leprosula, 684 nucleotides long. The record is from the annotation of a GenBank genome assembly. Lineage: Eukaryota; Viridiplantae; Streptophyta; Magnoliopsida; Malvales; Dipterocarpaceae.
UUUUUCUCAAAAAAUUUUUGUACCAACGUUUAAUACGUCGAUGAAAAGCAUUAAUUUAUUUUUGAGAAUAACUCAUUUGGCAGCUUGCAAGUUGGUGACGUCCCAUCAACAACACUGUUUGUGACUUCCAUGCUGAUUAAAAUCUUGUCGGUAAAAUUAAUAAUGGGAAAUAUUCACUCACGCAAGUUACCAACCUCCCAAAAGCCCCCCAAGCUGCCGGCAACAAUUUUCUCAAGGAAACCGGUAGAAAGCUUGAAAUUUCUCCUUCUUCUCUUGUUAAAUAACAAGCAUAGAACCCAGAAAUCCUUUCCCCCCAUCUGCAGAAUUCCAGAUCUGCUCUGCUCUGUCCUCACCGUCCGGCUGCUCCUGCUUUGUGGGGGCGAAUUGCUCUGGUUUUUGAUUUUCGUGAGUUUCCCUGCAGAUCCCACCGGCCUCUUCCCCAAACUGCAGCUUCGGUUUCCUUGCUUGCAAAUUCUGGAAGCGAAAUCAAGGACGGGGAAACCACGGGAAGUGACAAGUUAGAAGGCUAACCAUUUCGACAUUGAUAUAGAUUUUAGAAAUAAAUCAUGCUUUUGUAAGAUAGGUUUUACCUUGAAUUUAUGAGAUCAAAACAGAUUUCGGUCAUUAGAUCAAUUACUUGGAUUUAAGUCAUUUUGGAUAUAGAAAUAAAUUGAGAUAUUUGAU